UGUAAUACUCCGUGUUCAAACGACUUUACUCUUCAUCACACACAGUCCGAUGGAUUUGGACGCGCGAUGAGAAGAAGAUCAGAAUGGAUAGACGCAUUCAGAUCUUCCUAAACAAGAUCUCCCUCGCCUCCACUGCCAUCGCCACCCUCAUCCUUCUCCUCCUCUACCUCCGCACUCCGGCCACCUGCGUCCACAUCGCCAGCGCCCACCUCAAGCCUCACCACAGCUUUCCCAAAUCCACCUGCGGCUUCUCCGCGCGCCCCUACACCUCCGUCGACAAACGCAACCGCCGCCUCUGGUCCACCGCCGCCUGGAUCCGAACCGUCCGCUCCUACGCGGAUCUCUUCCGGAUCCUCCGAGACAAACGCCUGUUCUCCGUCCAGUCUCGGGCCCUCGUGAUCUCCGCCGGCCCAGGACACGCCGUCAAGGCGCUCCACGAUCUCGGAUUGAGCGACGCAACCGGAAUCGAACUCGUUGAGUCGCCGCCCCUGGUCAGCCGGGCGGAUCCUCUCAAUCUGCCAUUCUUCGACGGUGCGUUCGAUUUCGUGUUCAGCGCGUAUCUAGACCGGGCCCUGUACCCGGCCAGAUACGCGGGUGAGAUGGAGAGGGUGGUCCGUGACGGCGGCGCGUGCGUGGUGGCCGUGGAGGAGUGCGGGGAGGGGGAAAUCGAGUCGGUGGCGAAAUUGUUCCGGAAAUCGAAGCUUCUGGGGGCUAUGAACGUGACAUUGGGCGGGGAAAGGAGGACUAGGAUCGUGUUGAGAGUUAGAAAUGGCCAUGGCUGUAGCAAAAUGGCAUACGGCAGCAGUGAACAGCGGCGGUGGCUGCAGGCUCAAUAACAGUGACGGUCAGCGAAGAUGCAGCGACGGUCUACGGAGGAGCAGCAGCGGAAGAACAGCAGUGGUAGACGGGUCAGUGCUAAUCGGCCAGAAACAAGAAAAUUUAGAUUUUAGGCUCGGAUACAAUAACAUUUGUAAGAAUUUCUCUUGUAUUUCUGAUAAUUACCAUAUAAACAUCUGUGGCACAUCUUUGGUGUAGAGGACAAAUGGGGUACCUUUUGGUUUUACUGCUAGCAUUGCUCAAAAGUAAAAUAUACGGAGGUCUUCUAUCCUUAACAUUUUCUUCACCAAACAUGAGUUAUGCUCGUUUUAACUAAAUCUAAAACUUCAGU
Cuscuta campestris is the source of this 1168-nucleotide messenger RNA. The record is from the annotation of a GenBank genome assembly. Lineage: Eukaryota; Viridiplantae; Streptophyta; Magnoliopsida; Solanales; Convolvulaceae.